AAAACCUAUGAUCAGAUUCAAGAAAUCAUAAUAUAAGCCUCCAGUCAGGUUUUAUUACUGAGAGUAUCAAGUUGGUAAUUUAGGAAUCAGAAAUUCAAAUCGAUAUGCAAAUUCUAAAAAGUAUCCAAAUAUGCUUAUAUGAUAAACAACUUGAAUGCAUCACACAUACGCAAACGAUGAAUUGCAUAAAGGAAUGAACAAAAAUAGUGGAAAUUCACAUUUUGGAGGAUUGGGCUAAAUUACAAAAAUCAUACACGAGAUAGAUGUCAGUAUAAUUAAAAUUAAAAAGUUUUCAGUUAAAACAAUAAUUGACUGCGAUAUCAUUAUCAGGUAGAAUCAAAGAAUAAAGAGCGAUUGGAAUUUUGAUUGUCCUUAUUGUUAUAUUUGAAUCUUUAUAAGAAUUCCAAAAUAUACAUCUUUUUAGGAUUGAAAUUGCAGUAUUUCAAAUGAAUUUAUAAAGUGUCAAUAUAUUCUAAAAAUGUAUUAGAAAUUUUUCUUACUACCUGCAGUUUAUAUAAUUAUAAGAAAUGAAUUAAUAGAAAAAGACAAUUUUUACUUAAAAAAAGGCUGUCUAUGUUUUAGAGGAAUAAUUAGGGCAAGGGACCGGAGGCUAUGUUUAUAGGGCGUAUAAAGUUUGCAAUCAUUAAAAAUAAUAUGUUGCCUUAAAAGUUUAACCUAAUUUAAAUUACACAGAAUAAUAAACUUUAGAAAUACUCACAAAAUAACAUUUGAAUCAUGUUGUUAACAUAUUGGACUUAGAUUCAUAUAAUAAUGAGAUAAUUAUUACUAUGGAUUUAGCCGAUGGGCCAUUUCAAAGAUUUUGGUCAUUAUCAAAAAUAAAUGAUGCUGAAGAAAUACUACGCUAUUUCAUUUAGGUAUUCAUAAAAUAUUAUGCUUCAAGAUUGCUAAAGGAACACAAGAAUUACACCAAUUAUACUUGAUUCAUAGGGACUUAAAAUUGGAAAACGUAGUGUAUUAGGAAAUAAACAAUGUGAAACACCUAAAGUUAUGCGAUACUGGACUCAUCAGACAAUAGAAUGGGAUGAAAACUAUGAUGGUAGGGACACCAUAUUAUAUGCCACCUGAAUAAAUCAAUAAAUAGAUAUAUGAUGAAAAAGCUGAUAUCUGGGCUCUGGGAAUGAUUCUCUUUGAAAUGUUGUCAAGAAGAACAAUGGUGAGAGGUAUUAAAUAGUAUAAAUUUAUAAAGGAAAUAGUGUUUAAGAUAUCUUGAACAAUAUCUUAAAUCUAAGUUAGGAGUCUAUUUAUUUUCAAAUUGAUUAAUUAAGAAUUAAUAAGCAAGAAGGGGUUAAUGAUAUCAAGAGUCUCUUAAAAAAGAUGAUAGUUAGAGAAUGUAAAUAGAGAGUGGAUGCCAAAUAUGUCGUAAAAGAACUAGAGAGAAUUUUAAAUAUUUAGUCUUUGUAAGGUUAUAAUGGCUAAAACAAUAUGCAAAUAGUUAGGCCUGAAAUAAUGGAAUAAAUUAGGUUUGAAAUUUAAAAAGAAUUUGAUAUAAAAUUUUAAGAGGAAUAAGAAAAAUUAGCAGAAUAACAUAAAUUAGAUAUAGAACAACAUAAAAAUGAGAUUACGGAAUAUUAUCAAAAACAAUUAAUUGAGUAGAAAAUUAAAGUAUAAAAAGAAACCGAAGAGAAUCUAAAAGCUUAAUAGCAAAAUGAGCUGUAAAUAUUGUAAGAAGAAUACAAUAAAAAGAUUGCUAAUUGCAAUUAGCAGUAAAUAGAAGGGUUAAAAUAUCAAUAUUAAGAGGACAAAUAGAAGUUGAUAACAUAAAUGGAAUAAAACUUUAAAAUAAAAUACGAAUAAGAGGCAAAAAAUAAAGAAAUUUAACUUCAAAAGGAAAUGGAAUUUCAGAUAUAAGCUUAAUUAUAAAAUCGGCAACAGGUUAGUAAACUGUUACUAAAAGAACAAUUAAAUAAAUAUUAUUAAGAAGAGUUUGAAUAGAAAUCCAGAAGUUUUGCCAAAUUUUAAUAGCUACUGAUGAGUAUUUAAUAGAGUUUAAAUAGAAAUAAAAUCAGUAUAGAAAUGUAAUAAAAGGAAUUGAUUUAAUAGUAAAUACUGUAUUAGUCCUAAAAAUGUUAAAAAUUUAUAGCUGACUACAAGUACCAAUUAUAAUAUAGACUUAAUUUAAUAGAAGAAAUUAAUUAGAAGCUUUCUUAAUUAGAAAUUACUAUUGAAUUUUUACCAUAAAACUAAUGCUGCAACUUGAUUAAAGAAAAUAUUUAAAAAUUAGAAGAAAUUAAAAACCUUCAUUAAGAUUUGAUUGUACCUAAUUUGGUCGAAACCUUUAUACAAAAUUGCAAUUAAGAACUAAAUUCUAUAAGAGAAGAAUAACAGUAUUAAUAGAUUUAAGAGGAAAAUUCACUUUUAAAAUCUGUAUUGGAGAGUUCUGAAAAAUUGGCAAGUAAAUUACAAGAUCUCUUCUUGAAAUUAAAGGAAGAAUUAAAGAAAGGUAAUGAAAUCAUAGGAGCUCUAAUUUAAAAAGAUAGUGAAUUUGUAUCUUCGUAUGAAGCAAUGAAUUAAUAGUAUAACUCACUUUAUGUAGAAUUCUAAAUUCUUUAAAACUCAAUAAAGCUAGGAAAAGAGGAAAAAUUGAAAUUAGAUCUAAUUGAAAAAUAAAAUAAACAUAUGAUUAAUCUAACAGAUAUGCUGAAUAAAAUAGCAUUUAAUUUAGAUUCAGUUAUUACCAUACUUUAAUUAUAAAAGAACAAAGAACAAUAAAUAAUCCAAGAUCAAUUAUAAAAUUUAAUAGUGAUAAUAGAAGAUUGGGAAAAAAAAAAGGAUCAAAUUAAUUAUUAAUAGUAACAAUCAAACUUCUUUAUAGAGUUAAAAAAGCAAUUUGAGGAAAUGAGUAAGGAAUUAGAUGUUUUGUUAGAAAUAAAAAAUAGGGUUGUCUUGUUGAUAAAUGAAUUAAAAUAGAAUAAAAAUUAGAACUUUAACAAGCAAUUCUCUGAUAUUGAAAAAGAUUUUCAAAUUUCCACUAUGAAAUUAAAUUUAAUUGAAAAUUAUUAUUAAAAAGAGACAAGGCGAUCAUAAUUAAAGCCUAAAGUGUUAUAAUAUGCUUAAGAGGAAUAAAAGAAUACUAAUUCUAUUUUAAGAUAACUAUUUGAAUCUGUUUCAAAGAGAAGGAAUGAUUUGUAAAAUUAAGUGCAAGACCUAUAAAAUAGGUGCAAUGACAAUAUUUAACUACAGCAUAUCUUCAAAUAAUUGGAACUAAUUAAAAAUAUUUGUAAAAAUCAGAACAAGAUAGUUUAAGAUAUUGAAAUGCUUAUCAAUUAAUUUUCGAUGUCUAAUUUUUAAUCGAUUGAAGAAAUAAAUCUAGAAAAUAGUAAAAUAACUUCUUAAAUUAAAAUGUUCUCUUAGACUCUUGACCCUUUAUUUUAAAGUUUGAAUGAAAUUAAAAAAUAAAUGACAUAGCCAGAGGAUAAAUAUUGGAAUGAUGAUCUUCUAACUCUAAAAAAUUUUUCUUCAAAUCUUGAAACAUAAUUCUUAGAUGUAAAAUUAAAAUAAAGUGAAGAAAAAAUUUACAACAAAUUAAAUGAUUCAAAGGAGGAAGUUUAUUAGAAUAUAAAAAAUUGUUUAAACACAUAUGAGGGGUUUAUUGAAUAAAAUGAAAUUUUACUCAAAGAUCCCAAUUUUAUGAAAUUGAAAGCAGAAAAUCAGGGAAGGUUUACUAAAAGAACUUAAACUUUCAUUAAUUGGGCUACAGAAUAAUAGACGAGAAUAUUAUAAAUUUAAAAUUAAGUUAAAUAGUAGGAAUAGUAAAAUACAGAUGCAUUUUUAGAUAAAUUCGUCAAAGAUUGUAAAGAGAUAGGUUCUUUCAUAGAGAAAUUAAAGAUUAAAAUUAACGAAUUAGAACAGUACAAAAAUAGACAUCAAUUAAAUGAAUAUAAUGAAUUAGCCUAGUAAUAUCAAAUAAAGAUAAAUGAUUUAAAAUUUAAAAAACAAUAGAACUAAACUGCUUUUUAGGCUCUUCACUUUUAUGCUUAACAAAAUUUAAUUGUCAACUGUGCUGAUGCUCUUUUUGAACUUUAUUGCUUAAUUGGGAGAAUGAAAAUUGGUAUAGAUGAUUAAAUAUAGAAAAACGGUUAAUAAAAUAAAUAAAAAAAAUAACUUGAACUAAAUGAUAGGUCGGAAUAUCUUAAUAAAAUAUAAAAUUGCUUUAAUAUACUAGAGAUGAAAUUAAAUGAAUUCCUUAAGGUUGACAUGUUUAUUAAAUAUAUAACAAAUAACCUAAUGUGCUUGGGUUAGGAGUUCGAUUUAUCAAAUAACGAAGGUUUUGAAAAGUAACUUUAAUCAAUACACUAAGGUUUGAGAGUUCAAAUCAAGGAAGAAACACAAGCAAUCUAAGUGAAGAAUACAGUGAAAAUAAAAAGUAAGUUAAAAAAUUCAGAUGAUAUAAAAGGACUUUAACAACUCAUGUAAAAUUAUAUCCCGAAAGCAAAUGGAUAUAGUGAUUAAGCAAGUAAAAUGAUAUUAGGAUUAAGGGAAAUUUUAAAACAUAACUAUUGA
This is a messenger RNA of Paramecium octaurelia, 4521 nucleotides long. The record is from the annotation of a GenBank genome assembly. Lineage: Eukaryota; Ciliophora; Oligohymenophorea; Peniculida; Parameciidae.